AUGCCUGUUACUCUCCCCUUCUUACUGCUUACGAUCUGUGAGUAUAGUUGAGCUCCAUGGGGCAGGAAGUAUCUAUUCAGCUGGUAAAAUCAGAGGGGCAUUGAACUCUGGGGCUGCAGGGUGGGUAGUUAGAUGAGAGCGAGGAUUUGAGUUGCAUAGACACCAUGCAUUUAAAGCGCAUUCAAAGCCCACAUGCCUCAAAGAAUCCUGGGAACUGUAGACAUGGGACCUUGAAUUAGCAUUCCUGGGUUUUGGCAAUCGGCCCUUCUCUCUUUUAGCUCUGCCGAAGCCCUCCAUCUUCUGGCUCCAGGCUCCGGAUGCAGAUGAGAAGCACCACCUCCGAUGUACGGCUCAAGGGGCAUAUUUUGGCAGCUGGUUCUACCUGUACCAGGGAGGGAGCCCGGAGGCCGUGGCUGAAAAGAAAGCCUUGCCCACCCAAUCCGAAGUGACCUUUGAGGUACACAACUUUGGGCCUAGGGACCAAUUCCGCUGCAGCUAUGAGAUCUGGGAGGCAGGGAAGCCUAUUCGCUCCCCACUCAGCAGCCCUGCAAACAUCACAGAUGGUAAGUGUUGGGCCAUACAACUCAAUGACCAUGCUAGGAAGGUCAUGCACAGUAAUAGGCCCAAAGUGGUGCAUGCAAGGAGGGUUGGUGUGAGAACCAAUGGGACUGUGACUGGUCUAGGAAUAGGACUUUAUGGUAGUGAAGGACUUAGGGCAGGGGUCUGCAACCUUUAAGACAAAAAGAGCCACUUGGACCCGUUUCCGAAGAAAAAAAACCUGGGAGCCGCAAAACCGGGAAGGUGACGUCGGGACGGUGCAUGACUAACGCACGCACCGCCCCCAUGCGAUGUCACAGCCAGUACAGCGCCCGCCACAGUGGGGAGUGUCGGGGCGCACAAUGCGCCUCCUCCCCUCGCUAGUAUCCGCCCCGGAGCCGGGGCAAAGGUGUAAAAGAGCCACAUGCGGCUCCGGAGCCGCGGGUUGCAGACCCCUGACUUAGGGCAAUGAUGCUGGCCUUUAGCAAGGAUGAGGAACAUGUGGCUCUCCCAACAGUGUUGGAUUUCAUCAGUCAGGAUCUUGAGCUUGAUGGAGAUAACACCCUGUGAGGAAGGCUGAUGAGAAGGGGUUGAUUUUUUUGAACACUUGUUAUGAUUAUUUAGGCUUGCCAUACGUCAGGAAAAUUCUUGACAUGUCCUGGUUUUGGGGUGUAAAAAUGGCAUCAGCAGAAUUUUGCCAAAUCUGCAAUGACAGGGAAAACCUGUGUGUAUGGCAACAUGAAGGAAAAAGCAACAGAAACAGCUCCAAAAGCUUAAAAUCACUAUUUUGGGGGGAGGUUUCCCUUAAAAAGCUCAACAAGGGUUUGUUCCCCAAAAGCUGAACAAUUUUGGGUCUUCCUUAAAAAAAGGUCAACUUACUUUGUGAGUGUCAGGAAAAUAGCAACCCUAGGAUUGCUUAUACUAUACCCUAUACUUAUACGAUCAAGCUGCUAUGAAAUGUGUGCACUUUUAACUUUUAGCAUUUACAAAUCAUUUGUACACUUUACAGUAUAGAUCUAUUUAUUACUAUGUAUUUUAUAACAUAUGUUCAAGCUUCUGGUCACUAUGGAAACAUAAACAUUUUAGCCUCUAUAAAAUUGUUCACAUACAUUGCUAGUUUUUGUACUAUUUGGUAUGGUCCUGCCUUGCAGCAGCUGCUGGUUAUAUUAUUGUUGACAUGCAAUUGCACUGGAACGUGCAUUAUAUUUGUCAUUAAUUGAUACCUUUAAUGAUUGAUAGUUCAUUUUAUGAUGGCUUUAAAAUGUUGCAAUGUUCAUAUAAUCACACAGAGUUAUUUGCUGGUUUGCCAUACUAUAUUUUGAAGUGAUUUAAGUAUUUGAGCUAUUCUAAACAUAUAUUGUACUGAUUUGCAUUUUUGUUGUUCUGCUGUAAGCUGCUUUGAGCACAUUUAUAAUAUAAAUGUAAAUAAUGAACAGACAAGCACACAAAGGCAGUAUGUUUGAACCCCUUCUCUUCCCAAAGGUUUGUCGCUACUGUUUUUACUGUUGUCAUUUUGCAAACACACUAUAUACCUUUAAAGCACAUUCGAAGCACGUUCUUAACCUCCAAGAAUUCUGGGCACCUUAGUUUACUGCUUAAAGGACCCCUGACCAUUAGGUCCAGUCGUGACCGACUCUGGGGUUGCGGCGCUCAUCUCGCUUUAUUGGCCGAGGGAGCCGGCGUACAGCUUCCGGGUCAUGUGGCCAGCAUGUUACUUAGUUUACUGCUUACAGAGUUACAAUUUACUUAGUUUACUGCUUACAGAGUUACAAUUCCCAGCACCCUUAACAAACUACAGUGCCCAGACUUCUCUGAGGGUGUGUGUGUUUCAAACAUGCUUUAAAGGUAUAGUGUGUAUAGUGGUACCUUGGUUCUCAAACUUAAUCCGUUCUGGAAGUCUGUUUCAAAACCAAAGCAUUUCAAAACCAAGACGCACAUUCCCAUAGAAAGUAAUGCAAAAUGGAUGAAUCCGUUCCAGACUUUUAAAAACAACCCUAAAACAGCAAUUUAACAUGAAUUUUAAUAUCUAACAAGACCAUUGAUCCAUAAAAGGAAAGCAAUAAUCAAUGUACUGCACUAUAAAAUAAAUAUGACAGUAUUGUAGAUGAUAAGUUCUUACCUGCACUGAUUAUAAUCAUUGUUUGGAUGGGGCGGGGGGCUUUUAUCCAUUUCCACAGUCACACAAUCAAUCAAUCAGUAACUGAACUGGGUUCCACACAGUCACAAAAACAAAUUAACCGAAAAAAAACUCAAAAACAAAAAUGCAAAAUAAACAGCAAAAACAAAAGCACCAAAUUUAAUCCAUUCUGGAAGUCUGUUUGACUUCUGAAAUGUUCAAAAACCAAGGUGCAGCUUCUGAUUGUUGCAGGCGCCCCGGAAACAAUAGUCGACAACCGCUUCGGACGUUCGGCUUCCAAAAAACAUUUGAUAACCGGAACACUUACUUCCGGGGUUUUGGCAUUUGGGAACCAAGGUGUCACUGUAUGCAGCUUGUGUAUUUUGAUAUGAAUUGGUUUUUGUUGUUUUAUGGGGAAUGUUUUAAAAAUGAUAUUGAUAUUUUUUUCCGGCCACCUUGUAUUACUAUGCAAAAAGAAGCAACCUAUUAUUAUUUUUAUUAACAGCAGAGAAUAAGGUCUGAGGCCCAGUAAACAGCUUUUCUCUCCCACUCACAGACCAUUACCCCAAGCCAUCCAUCUCUGCGAGUCCCAGUACUGAGGUCCUUGCAGGGCAGGACUGGACUGUCUGUUGUCAGGCUCCAUUACUAGGGGUCAACUUUGUCCUCUACCAGGCCAGGGACUUUCGGAUAGAGGUCACUCCUCGAGGGGACUCUGACACCGCUGAAUUCUCCUUGAAGAAUGUCACCAUGGCCGAUGCAGGCCGAUACACCUGUUAUUACCACAGCGCCAUAGAGCCCAUCAUCUGGUCAAACGCCAGUGACCCAGUGCAGCUGAAAGUUAUCGGUGAGGAAACCUUUUGCUAUCUUGGGGGCAGAAUUUCCAACUUUCUUUUUCUGUGCCUUCAGCAGACAUAUGGUAAGCAGAAAUUAAAUUGGCUGGGUUUUUCUUUCUUUUUCUGGCAUGGGAAAAACCAGAACCCAUUGAACUUCUGUUUGUUGUGGAGCUGCUAAAGGAUCCCUGCCAGAAAAAAAAGAGAGAGAGAGAACCUUGUUAGGUGGAGGAGUGGUUUUAGGGAUGGGACCUGCUGGUUUGGGAGUGAAAUAUACAGUGGUACCUCAGGUUAAGUACUUAAUUAGUUCUGGAGGUCCGUAUUUAACCUGAAACUGUUCUUAACCUGAAGCACCACUUUAGCUAAUGGGGCCUCCUGCUGCUGCCGUGCUGCUGGAGCCCGAUUUCUGUUUUCAUCCUGAAGCAAAGUUCUUAACAUGAAGCACUAUUUCUGGGUUAGCGGAGUUUGUAACCUGAAGCGUAUGUAACCUGAAGCAUAUGUAACCUGAGGUACCACUGUACUUGGAGUCAAGUGUGGAUUUCAUGCUCUUUAUUCAUCUCAUAGUAGUGAGGAAUGCCAGUUCCCCCAAAAUGUCUGCUUUAUAUACAUUAUUUACACAAUGGGCCACUUGUGAUUGGCUAAUUCCUGGAUUCUUCUGUAGGCCAAUCAGGUUGUGAAUUCACUCCCACCUGGAGCUGGAUUGGGUGGCUCCUGCAGACCAAUCAGACUGCUGCAUUUUGGAUCCUGUUCAACUCAGCACAUAACAGGAAACAGCAGAAGUUGAGAGGAAGGGAACUGAUAUGGGCCAUCAUCCUUUCUGGAUAGAGAUUUAAGCAGUAUAUUCAGUCAGAAAGCCAGUGUGAUGUGUUGGAGAGAGUGGCAGAUUGGGAACAAGAAUGCCCGGAUUGAAAUUCGCGCUCAGCCAUGAUGCUCACUGAUAAUAAGGCCACCCACUUUGUCUCAGUCUAAUUUACCUCACGAGGGCGCCAUGGGAAUAAAAGGGAGUACAAUGAGCAUCAGCCUGAACUCCUUGGUGGAAGGGCAACAUUGGGCUAGCUAGACACCUCUCUUCAGGCAUUAUAACUGAGAGUUAAGUAAAUUAAUACAUGAGUGUGGGGUACCAGGGAUGAGCACAGUGGUUCCACCUCCACACACCCCCAUUACUGUCCCUGUUGCCCUCCAACCAAUGGAGAGUGCACUUCCAUGGAGGUUCCCCAUGGAAGUUCCUCCCCACCUUAUAUAAUAAUAAUAAUAAUUUAUUAUUUAUACCCUGCCCAUCUGGCUGGGUUUCCCCAGCCACUCUGGGUGGCUCCCAACAGAAUAUUAAAAACACGAUAAAACAUCAAACAUUAAAAACCUCCCUAAACAGGGCUGUCUUCAGAUGUCUUCUAAAAGUCAGGUAGUUGUUUAUUUCCUUGACAUCUGAUGGGAGGGCAUUCCACAGGGCAGGUGCCACUACCGAGAACGCCCUCUGCCUAGUUACCUGCAACUUCACUUCUCGCAGUGAGGGAACCGCCAGAAGGCCCUCGAAGCUGGACCUCAGUGUCCGGGCUGAACGAUGGAGGUGGAGAUGCUGCUUCAGGUAUACUGGGCCAAGGCUGUUUAGGGCUUUAGGUCACCUAGUGCAUCUUCUACAUGUUGGAGAGUGACAAGGAAUGCAACCUGGGAGUUGAGCUAGCAACAGUCGUCUUCAGUGCUCCCCCAGCUUGCAUACUUAACUCCUAAUUAUAAUGCAAGCAGAGGACUUCUCAUCUUUCUAUCUGCAAAUAUUUUCCCAAUUUCCCACAAUCAAGGCACAGGAAGAGUUUCAGCAUUAAAACUCAUGGACCUGUUACUUUUUACAUAGUUUGGAAAUAGAAAACUCCAGAGAAUUCCAGUAAUCAAGAAAAUAGGUCUUGCAAAAGCAUUUCUUGACAAAAGCUACAGUCACCUCAUUUGUCCACUGACAUUCCAGGACUCCCAAGCCCGAAAAGCAGAUGACAGCUAAAAAUAAAUUAUGAGUUGUACUCAGCUAACUUUUACUCAGGAUAGGCAACUGAAAGCAAUGGAACUUAGGCAUGGUCAUUAAUUUUAAUGGGCCUUUGUUGAGUAAAAGGCAGUUGAAUGUAGCCCUAUAACCCAAAAGUGAAACAUUAAUAUUAAUUGAACUGUACUCAGAUUUUACUAAGAUGUCUGAACUAUCCUGAUCCUACAAUGGAGAUUUUGUGCGUUUUACACUUUUUAGUGUUGAGUUCCCAAUUUUGCACAAAGUGCCAGAGGUUGCGGGGGAGGGAAGGAUAGGUUAGGGAAAGACUGGACUGGUCACAUUUUAAUCAUGCCCAUUCUUUUCUUUAAAGAAUUGCAAUUUAUUUUGCUUACGCAUUCCUUGCCCUUCCAUUUAUCUUUUGCAUCCUGGGGCAUUGUGAGAGUCCUGCUUGAUUCUCAGCCAUCAACCUUGAAUUAUGGGAAAUUCCCAUAAUCUUUGCGGUGGCUGUAAAGUACUAAUCUUCUACUUAGAAUAUGUAUCUAUGGCCACAAGGAUUACAAAUGUGUUUUUAAAAAAAGAAAAAGAAAGAAAGCCAGUUCAACACUGAGCAUCCCUUAAGCUAUAUCUUUUCGUUUUCACACUUCUCCUCUUCCAGAUGCAACUGUGGUCCCCAAUUACCUGGAGGUGUUGGUGGACUCUGCGGGAAGAUACCGAGUGAAUUGCUCAGUCCCUUCUGCUGCUGAGGGCUGGCUUUAUCUUUACCAAGGUGGGCAGCUCUUUGCUGAAACCAGAGCUUGGCAAGAUGGGGCGAUUGCAAGCUUCAACCUCACAGAAGAGUCCAUUAACAUCACCAUAGGAGAGCUGAGCUGCCAAUAUACGGAAUAUCAGCUCAAUGACACUGAAGCAUGGACAGAAGGUGAGUCCAGGGGGGAUGGGAGAAGUGUACACUAGCAGAGAGCUAGCCGGUGUACCUUUGAAGCACAUUCCACACACAUUCUGCCCUCAGAGAACUCUGGGCACUGUAGUUUGCUGGGAAUUGUAACCCUGCAAGGGAUAAACUACAGUGCCCAGAAUUCUUUGAGGGAAAUAAAAGUGGUUUGAAUGUGCUAUAAAGGUCUAGUGCACAGCCUUAGGUGAUGAUGAUAAUUGUACCAUUCAUGGUGCUUUACAGAGUAAAAGAGGCUAAGUCCCUGGUCCCAAGGAGCUUCCAAUCUAAAAAUGGAUUUGAAUAUGGAAGUAUGGAAGAUAUUGAGAGGUUGAGUGGAUGCCCACAAAAUGAAUGACUGGCUGGAGAAUCAAACACAAGCAUAUUCCCACAGAAAAUAACUUGGAUGGGUGUGGGGUAGGUGGGACAGACAACACAUACAGUGGUACCUUGGGUUAAGUACUUAAUUCGUUCCAGAGGUCUGUACUUAACCUGAAACUAUUCUUAACCUGAAGCACCACUUUAGCUAAUGGGGCCUCCCACUGCCGCUGCGCCGCCGGAGCACGAUUUCUGUUCUCAUCAUGAAGCAAAGUUCUUAACCCGAGGUAAUAUUUCUGGGUUUGCGCAGUCUGUAACCUGAAGCGUAUGAAACCUGAAGCAUAUGUAACCCGGGGUACCACUGUAUAUAGCAGCAAAACAAGGUUUACCACUCCGUCCUUUGGUGCUACCCACAGCUGGUCAUUGGUAUGCAAGCUGAUUGAUAGGUCAUGCCACAUGUCUCCUUUAACGUCGCUAUUUUCCGUACAUGGAAAACUCUGUAGGAAAAAGCAAUAUACAGCUGUAUGCAAAUUUUCAUCUGUGGCAAUCACACGGGCAUGGGUGUGGUUGAAAGGCUUACAGGGGACGCACAGUAAGAAGCCGCCAUUAGUUGCUGCUUUUCCAUAAAGGAACACAGCACUGGAAUAAUUUCAUGUGAUGUUUCACAUCUAGACGUCACGCCAGUUCUCUUCCCCCGCCCCCCUGCACUCGACAAGUGCUUUCCACGUAUGUAAAGGAUUGCUGUGCGAUGGUUCUGGUGGUGUCAUUGUCGCCACUGGAAUGUUGCCCUUUUCAGAUUAUAUUAGCACAGAUGAUUCAGGCUGCGGUGAUAAGCACACUUUGCUGGGAGAAGCCCUUUGAACAGGAUGGCACUGCCAGUUAAUGGCUGCCAAGGAAACCAAGCACAGGCAAGUGGAUUCAAGGCAGCUCCUGUAGUGCUAAUGCCCCAUUCAUUUGCCGCCUGCUCAGGGGCAAAUCCAUCUUCAUGGGGACAGUUCUCAGGCUACGUAGUGAUUGAUGAAAGAAGAAAACCUGCUGUAUACCGAAAACUAUUUUCACAUCGGUAUGCAUUUUCUAAUUUCUCCAGACUCACAUUCCCAGGCCACAGAUUUCACCGCAGCCAACUCACUGCGACUUGGGAUCGGGGCCUGCGUCCUCUUAUUAGCCCUGUUCUUCAUAGCUGAAGCAUGGUGGAACGAGAAGCAUCAGGAGAGCUGGGCCAAAUGA
Podarcis lilfordi (Lilford's wall lizard) is the source of this 7919-nucleotide messenger RNA. Lineage: Eukaryota; Metazoa; Chordata; Lepidosauria; Squamata; Lacertidae. The record is from the annotation of a GenBank genome assembly.